UCGAUAAUUUCUCCAACAGGACGCCACUGCCGCCAUUCUUGCGUAUGGCCUGAUGCUGGAAGGUAUGACAGAGGGCUUCUUUCAAGCGUUGAGGAUUCUCAUGCAAGGCAAGCUCGAUGCUACUUAUACAAGCGGAUCCUGGGCUUGGAGGAAUGGUCAUUUGUGAUCAGAGUUUCUCUUGACUCUAUCGUGUGAAUUCAUCUUUACCCAACGUCCAGCGAACCCCCUUCCUAUCCACAAUGGGCAUCUCCAGUAAGGACUUGAAAAAGUCUAUCUAUCCUUCUGCCCACACCCUGAACGUGCUUGAUCGGCGAUAUGACGUGCAAUUCUACGAGGCCAUAACAAAGAUCAUGGCGCUACGACAGACGUACCUUCGGGACCACUACAUCUUUGUCCGCGGGGAGGAUAUGGUUCCCAUUUUAAGGGGGUUGGGAGCGCGAGAGGAGGAUUUUGAAUUUCUCAAGUUUAUCAGUGAUCAGACUGGUGAUGAUCCGACGGUGGACUACCGCACCCUGACAUACGGGAGGUACUGCAUUGACUUCGAGACGCGAAGCAUUCGGCGAUUAGAAAGACAGCCUUUUACCCUCACCGUUCAGGAAGAUUAUAAACGCCACGACUCCGGCAUCCCCAGGGAUUUCGACGAGGCCCCAGCCGACAUGCAAGGCAACACCGUCGUGCAAGCUCUGAUGCUUUUCAAGGCGUUGGUCUUUCAGAACGUGCCUGUGGUCCCGCGAGACAUGCUGGACUACGCCAGCCACAGCUGGAUCUGCAUGAUGUUCAACGUGCGAACAUUCACUGAAGAGAAACUGGGCAUCCUUGGCGAGCCGGCCCUGGAGGGCGUCCAUUCUGACGGCGCCGACCACACCAUGACAGUCCUUAUAGGGAGCAACAAUGUCAGGUCCGAUAGUGCGGUGACCUACAUGCACGAGAACCGAGAAACCACGGGAAUCCCCGUCUGGGAGACCAACCCAACCUUGAUCAAGGCACGCGUGCAGCAUCGAGACUUCUUGGAUACCCUGGUCUUUGUGGACCACGACUACAAGCACAGUCUGACGCCCAUCUACCAGAUCGAUCGAUCGCAGCGCGCUACUCGCGAUAUGUUGGUGGUGCACACGCGUCGGCCGAAGGUGAAGGGGCACAUUUCCGGAUACAGUGACACCAUGACGCUUCAUCAGACGGCUUCCAUACACAUUCCUAUGUGGCUACCUUGAUUGUGGCUUCGAUAUCGUCUCUGGUAUGGGUUGGUUGAGGGUUGUCUGCUGGUCUAACCUUUAGUCAGUAGAUGAAUACACCCGAUUGCGCAGGCUGGUUAAGACAUGUCCCACUUAUCGCUGUCCGUACGAAGCAAUCAUUAGCUUAUUAGUAGAGUCGCUAUGCAUCUGGCGGGGGUUUGAAAUGCACCUCUCCUCAAAAGAGGGGUACCUGGUCAGGGAGCUUGCUAGUCUGUUUGAUAGGACCGCUGACGUAGCUCAAAAACAAUGUUCAUUUAGUUAGUGUGCAGGGAUCGAGCCUGGAC
Messenger RNA from Aspergillus heteromorphus CBS 117.55, 1516 nucleotides. RefSeq names its product 2OG-Fe dioxygenase family protein. The record is from RefSeq and is a predicted model, not a curated record. The transcript has a single exon. Lineage: Eukaryota; Fungi; Ascomycota; Eurotiomycetes; Eurotiales; Aspergillaceae. Gene Ontology annotation, molecular function: dioxygenase activity. The coding region runs from base 240 to 1211 and encodes 323 amino acids.